Messenger RNA from Saccharomyces eubayanus, 870 nucleotides. It is a transcript of the gene TOA1, whose product is annotated as transcription initiation factor IIA large subunit. The transcript has a single exon. The record is from RefSeq and is a predicted model, not a curated record. NCBI's taxonomy places the organism in Eukaryota, Fungi, Ascomycota, Saccharomycetes, Saccharomycetales, Saccharomycetaceae. Gene Ontology annotation, cellular component: transcription factor TFIIA complex. The coding region runs from base 1 to 870 and encodes 289 amino acids. Gene Ontology annotation, biological process: transcription initiation at RNA polymerase II promoter; transcription by RNA polymerase II.
AUGUCGAAUGCAGAAGCCAGCAGAGCGUAUGAAAUCAUCGUAGAGUCCGUUGUGAAUGAAGUAAGAGAGGACUUUGAAAAUGCUGGUAUAGAUGAACAAACUCUACAAGAUCUGAAGAAUAUUUGGCAAAAAAAGCUUACAGAGACUAAAGUGACUACUUUCUCAUGGGAUAAUCAAUUCAAUGAGAGCAACGUUAAUGGUGUACAGAACGAUUUAAAUUUUAAUCUUUCUACGCCCAAUAUAAAUUCCAAUGAGUUCAAUAUUAAGGAGGAAAAUGGCGGUAACGAAAGAUUGAUUCUACCCAAUGCCAAUGCCAAUGCCAAUGCCAAUGCCAAUAACAGCAUGUCUCACACUGGAGGGACUAAUACUGGUAAUAAUACGGGAGAUGCAAGUAACGACACAGGUGCCCGUACAGACAUGAGUACAGAUGCAAACACAAAUACAGAUACAACUACAGCUAGCGGGCCGAACAUUGAAGUAAAACCGGAGAUAGAAAUAACCAUCGAAAACGCCCAUAUAAAUACCGUAGAAAGUGUAGAUGGAGAAGAGGAAAAGGAGGGAGAAGAGGAGGAAAAAACCCAGAAGGAAAAGGAGCAGAUAGAGCAAGUAAAAUUGCAAGCAAAGAAGGAAAAAAGAAGUGCAUUGUUAGAUACGGAUGAGGUGGGUUCUGAAUUAGAUGAUUCUGACGACGACUAUCUAAUUUCUGAGGGCGAAGAAGAUGGACCAGAUGAGAACUUAAUGCUCUGUUUAUACGAUAAAGUCACAAGGACCAAAGCUAGGUGGAAGUGUAGUUUGAAGGAUGGGGUAGUGACCAUUAAUAGAAACGACUACACCUUUCAAAAGGCUCAGGUUGAAGCAGAAUGGGUAUAA